CAGCUAAUUUACGUGAUUAAUUAAUUUAAUAAUGUCUCGUUCUUCUUCUUUGACGACACGGUGGCGCCCCUCGCCGGAGCAGCUGGUGAUCCUCCAGGAGCUGUACGGAAGAGGGCUGAGCAACCCCAAAGCCGCCCAGAUCCGCAGCAUCACCGCCCACCUCGCCGCCUACGGCAAGAUUGAGGGCAAAAGCGUCUUUUACUGGUUCCAGAAUCGGAAGGCCAGAGACAGACAGAAGCUCAGAAAGAAGCAGCAGCAAUUGCACCAACAGUUUCACCAUUUUUGCUCUUAUCCUCAUCAUCACUGCACCAGUAGUAGUUACAGAACCAUUCCCCCUAAUUCGCAGCAGCAGGGUCAUGGAGGAGGAGGAAGAAGAAGAGGCUCAGAAGGAGAGGGACUUGUGAUGACGAUGGGACACGUGGUGGAUAUGCCAAAGAAUUGCUGGAUCAGAUCAAUUACGAACGGUCAUGAUCCAAUGGUGACUGCUCAAGUGGGCCCCAUCUUUAAUUCCUACAACCACAGACCUCUCGAAACCCUACAACUCUUUCCCCUCACUGCAGACCAUCACAAAUAAUAAAAUCACUUCUUCUUCUUCUUCACACACAUAUAUAUAUAUAUAUAUAU
Andrographis paniculata is the source of this 624-nucleotide messenger RNA. Its product is annotated as putative WUSCHEL-related homeobox 2. Gene Ontology annotation, biological process: plant organ development. Gene Ontology annotation, molecular function: DNA binding; DNA-binding transcription factor activity. Lineage: Eukaryota; Viridiplantae; Streptophyta; Magnoliopsida; Lamiales; Acanthaceae. The transcript has 2 exons. The record is from RefSeq and is a predicted model, not a curated record. Bases 32 to 574 code for a protein of 180 amino acids.